AAAUGCAGCACGCAGUGUUGGGAAAACAGAAAGGGGAAAAGCAGGAAAAGAAGAAGCAGAGCAACACCUCCACUCCACACUCCUCCACUCUCCCCCUCUUCCCUUUCUUGGAUCGUAAGAAACCCUGCGGGAAUUCCGCGGUUGCGGGGAACAUUUUGAUCCGGGCUGCUUCAAGGGACGGAGGGCGCAUGGUGUCGGCCAUGGAUCCAGGCGUGCGCCGGAGAACGGAGAGGCAUCAGCAAUGGAGGCGCCCGUGCCCUUCUUCUUCUUCUAGUCCUAGACUCGUCUCCUCCCAGUAAUCGACGAAGUUCGUCGUGCUGGUGGUGGGUGCUCUCAGAAUUCCGGUGAAUCUUUUAGCCAUGAAGCGUCCCAGCGGCGGCGGCAGCCCCUCCUCCCUCCUCCAGAUGCCCAAUCCGAACGAUAUGGACUACGCCAUGGAGGCGGAGGCGGACGCGGAGGAGGAGAUGACGGCGUACCGGGGGGAGAAGAAGCGGCGGCUGAGCGCGGAGCAGGUGCGCGCCCUGGAGCGCAGCUUCGAGGUGGAGAACAAGCUGGAGCCGGAGCGCAAGGCCCGGCUGGCGCGCGACCUCGGCCUGCAGCCGCGCCAGGUCGCCGUGUGGUUCCAGAACCGCCGCGCGCGCUGGAAGACCAAGCAGCUGGAGCGCGACUACAACGCGCUGCGCGGCUCCUACGACGCGCUGCGCCUCGACCACGACGCGCUCCGCCGCGACAAGGAGGCGCUCCUCGCCGAGAUCAAGGAUCUGAAGGGGAAGCUGGGGGACGAGGACGCGGCGGCGAGCUUCACGUCGGUGAAGGAGGAGCCGGCGGCGUCGGACGGCCCGCCGCCGGCUGGCGUGGGGUCGUCCGACAGCGACUCGAGCGGGGUGCUGAACGACACGGACGCGACCGGCGCCACGCCGGCGCCUCCGGAGGCUCCUGCUCCGGAUGCGGUGACCACCCUCCUCGGCGGGCCCGGCGCGGCGGCGGUGGCGGGGCACGCGUUCUUCCACGGGAGCUUCCCGAAGCUGGAGGAGGACGAGACGGGGUUCCUGGACGACGAGGGCCCGUGCGGCGGGUUCUUCGACGACGAGCCGCCGCUGGCGUGGUGGACCGAGCCCGCGGAGCCCUGGAAAUGAGCCCUGGUAGAGACGGACACCUUGCGCGCGGGGGAAUAAAAGAUUAGUGAAGCAACCAGGCGCUUUUCUGCAAAUUUUGUAAAUCUUAUUUUUAACUAGUCCUCUUUUUUUUCUCUGGUCAA
Molecule: messenger RNA, 1258 nt
Organism: Lolium perenne
Lineage: Eukaryota; Viridiplantae; Streptophyta; Magnoliopsida; Poales; Poaceae
Product: homeobox-leucine zipper protein HOX4
Biological process (GO): positive regulation of DNA-templated transcription
Cellular component (GO): nucleus
Molecular function (GO): DNA-binding transcription factor activity, RNA polymerase II-specific; sequence-specific DNA binding
Source: RefSeq, a predicted model, not a curated record